AUGGGCAACAGCCAGGGCAAGCCCGUUGAGCUCGACGGCGAGGUGAACCUGAACCACUUCCGUCUCCUCAGAGUCGUCGGCCGAGGUGCAUUUGGCAAAGUACGGAUCGUCGAACGAAAGGACACCGGGCUAUCCUUCGCUCUCAAAUACAUCAGGAAAGAUGAAGUCGUGCGGUCAGAAAGUGUGCGCAAUAUCAUACGCGAGAGGCGGAUGCUCGAGCACGUGAACCAUCCGUUCAUCUGCAACUUGCGAUACAGCUUCCAAGACAUCGAGUACAUGUACUUGGUCGUCGACCUCAUGAGCGGUGGAGAUCUGCGGUUCCAUAUCUCGAGGAAGACCUUCACCGAGGAGGCGGUCAGGUUCUGGAUAGCGGAGCUGGGCUGUGCCCUCAGGUACAUCCACGGCCAGGGCAUCAUCCACCGUGAUGUCAAGCCAGAUAACGUAUUACUCGACGCCGACGGACAUGUGCAUCUCACAGAUUUCAAUGUUGCCUCGGAUGUUUUGCCGAACAAAGUCCUGACGAGCAAGUCAGGCACACUAGCCUACUUGGCACCAGAAGUCUACGCCGGGAAUGGCUACGAUGUUCGUGCAGAUUGGUGGUCGCUGGGUGUCCUGUUCUACGAGUGCAUAUACAACAAGAGGCCGUUCGAGGGAAAUUCCGAGUCCUCCCUGAGCACCGUCAUCCAAGCCGCCAAACCCAAGUUCCCCGUCACGAACCCUCCCGUAUCGCUACCGUGCAUGUACGCCAUCAAGGACGCUUUGAACCCGGACCCGAAUAAGCGCUUAGGCUCGACGUGGGAAAGUUUCACACAGCAUGAGUUCUUCUCGUGCAUCGACUUCAUCGCGCUCGAGAGGAAGGAGAUUGAGCCAGUCUUCGUGCCGUCCUCGGAGAAGACGAACUUUGACGCCACGUACGACUUGGAAGAGCUAUUGUUGGAGGAGGCCCCGCUUGAGGCUCGCGCGCGCAGACAGAAGCCCCGCGAGAGGCUAAAAGACGACGCCACAGACAAGGAGAUCCGGGAGGACGAGCUCUACCGCAUGAUCGAGACGGAUUUCCGGCCGUUCGACUACACAGUUGCGGCCUACAAGAAGAUCACGCAGCAACAGCAAGCGCUAGCAAGCGGGAAAGACGCGGCCGCGAGCGCGCCAGACAGCCCGGAGAACCUGCAACCGCAGGCGUUAACCACCGACGAAGCCACCCCAUCCCCCGCCAGCAACGGCACGACACCAGCAUCACCACCAUCAUCACAACAACAACACCAACCGCAGGAGGGCAACAAGCCGCACCAGCGCCCCCCAAGCAACCACCAACGGCGCGGCGCGCCAGGCCGCCCGCCGCCGCCGCUGCCGCCCUAUCCGCAGACCUACACGGCCGGCGGCGGCAGCCACCGGCCGGGGCGCGGCGGGGCGCCGGGCAUGAUCAUCGAGAGCCCGACCGGUGGCGUGCAGGUGACGCUGGACGGCGGCAGCAGCUGGAGCGAGCUGGCGCGGCAGGACGCCACGCUUCCCGCGGACGCGAGCGGCGCCAGCAUCGGGCUCGGCGGCGCCGGCGGAGGCGGCGCCGGCGGCAAGCACCAGGGCGCCGAGACCUCCGGCGGCGUGUUCGGCUUCCUCCGCGGCAAGAAGGGCCGCGGGAACAGCCCCAAGCCCAAGGAGCGCGGCGUGCUGGGGAAGGAGGGGGCCAGAGUUAUUUUGGGGUGA
This is a messenger RNA of Thermothielavioides terrestris NRRL 8126, 1701 nucleotides long. RefSeq lists its product as uncharacterized. Gene Ontology annotation, biological process: intracellular signal transduction; peptidyl-serine phosphorylation. The record is from RefSeq and is a predicted model, not a curated record. Gene Ontology annotation, molecular function: ATP binding; protein serine/threonine kinase activity. The transcript has 7 exons. Lineage: Eukaryota; Fungi; Ascomycota; Sordariomycetes; Sordariales; Chaetomiaceae. Bases 1 to 1701 code for a protein of 566 amino acids.